This is a messenger RNA of Portunus trituberculatus (swimming crab), 3755 nucleotides long. RefSeq names its product broad-complex core protein-like. The record is from RefSeq and is a predicted model, not a curated record. Gene Ontology annotation, molecular function: protein binding. NCBI's taxonomy places the organism in Eukaryota, Metazoa, Arthropoda, Malacostraca, Decapoda, Portunidae. Gene Ontology annotation, biological process: regulation of transcription by RNA polymerase II. Gene Ontology annotation, cellular component: nucleus.
GCCGACACCACAGACACCGCCGACAACACCCCUUCCUUGCCACCACAGCCACGCCACCCUCACCACCACGGGACACGCCUCACUUACACCACUCGCGACAAAAGGCACGGCACGGCACGGCAACACACGGCAAUACACGGCAACACUCACAUCAACUCACCGUCGCUCACGCACUCAAACCCGCGACACACGACUACCACACUCCACACAGCAUCCCUGACCUUACCACAAGCACGCUGACCUCUCUCCCGCAUCCUUAGCCCCGGGAAAGGCUACCGUAACGAAACCAACCUCACUCCCGCACCUGUAGCCCCGGGAAACAGACGAGACACACGACUCAGAUAGGACACUUUGCUACCAUAAGGGAGUCAAGCUUAGCGCAGCACCUUUGCCCCCGGGAGAGCCUUGACUAGUGCGUGGGGUGCUGGCUCGUCUACGCAUCAUGUGGGUAUCUGCAGGAUGACGGAAUACUGUCUCCCUCUCUCCUAUGACGGUCCGGCUUGCAAAGAUGGUGGAGCAACACUUCUGUUUGCGGUGGAACAACUACCGCACCAACAUAACAGCGGAGUUUGAAACACUGCGGGAGGGGGAGCACUUUGUGGACGUGACCUUGGCGUGCGAUGGCCAGCAACUCAAGGCACACAAGGUCGUCCUCUCAGCCUGCAGCCCCUACUUCAAAGAGCUCCUGCAGGGGAACCCAUGCACGCAUCCCAUAAUAAUCCUGCGUGACGUGGCGUACACACACAUGAGGAGUUUACUGGAGUUUAUGUACGCGGGGGAGGUGAACAUCUCCCAGGUCCACCUUGGUGCCUUCCUCCACACUGCAGAGGCUCUGAAGAUCCGGGGACUUGCUGAGUCCUCCGAUGACAGGAAAGACCAUGGUGGGGUGAACAGCAUGUCGCCGCUGUCGGCGCUGAAGUCGUCGCUGAGUGGUCUGGGCAACAUGGGCCUGGGUGGCCUGGGCACUCCCUCCAUCCUGGAGCGCCCGCUGGUGCCCCAGCUCCUGCCCCACCACUCAGACAAGCCCGGACCCCCCCUCCCCGUGCCCCCACACCACCUGGCGCAGCACAUGGGGCCCCCCCCUCUCUCCCUGGCGGGCGCCCCCCUCCCGGCCCCGCAGGUGGGCCCCACCAGCACAAGUAGCAGCAGCAUCAUCACCUCCAGUGCCCCAGCCCUGCCCCAGGGCCCCCUGCCCCUCACAGUGCCCCCUCCCAGGCCGGGCGAACGCCUCCCGCCCCGGAGCCUGCCGACCGCACCCCUCCCUCCCUCCCUGCCACCCUGCAAACGCAUCAGGCUGGAGAAGAGGAACCUGCUGGACACCCCCACCUCCCUGCCAGACAAGAACAGCCACCCCGACCCUACCAACGGAACCCCGGGGGCCGCCGCCGCUGCUGCCGCCACCCCCACCCUCGGCCCGCCAGAGGACCUGACUCACCCUGUGCUCAAGACAGAGCCGGUGGAGAGUGUGACGCCGGACACGGAGGGCGGCACUGGCUGGAGCCAUGAGGAAGGCGACAGCAGCAGUUGUGGUGCCGGGGGCGGUGGCGGCGGCGGCGGCAGUGGCGGCGGUGGUGAAGGUGGGGGAGGAGGCGGAGGCAGAAGUGGAGGCGGUGGUGGCGGUGGCGGAGGAGGAGGAGGUGGAGGAGGAGGUGGUGGAGGAGGUGGAGGGGGCUCUGGGGGGGAGACCACCACCACCCCUGGCCUCACCCCCCCUGGAGGCACACCCCCGGAGCAUGAGAACACUAGUCACCUACUUCAGGCACUCAACUCGGAAUCUCAUCUGCAAGGCGGUGACGGGUCGGAGGAGGCGGAGCGUCCCUUCCUGUGCGGCGAGGACCUGCGGCAGGAGCGGCAUGACCUACGGUACGAGGUGCCGCCGCCGCCGCACCCGGAGCCCCGUGUGGAGCCCCGCCACGAGCCGCCCUUGGACCUGCGGGAGGUGCGUCCCCCCGCCACGGAGCACCAGCGGCCCGAGCCCCGGCCCGAGGUGAUGCCGGUGGGCGGCGGCGAGCGUGUGGCCGCGUCGCCUCCGCUGCCGCCCAGCUCGCUGCCGCACUCGUGCCAGCUGUGCGGCAAGCUCAUCUCAUGCCGCCGCAACCUGUGGAAGCACAUGGAACGCGUCCACUUCAACAACCCCGCCGUCCGCUGCUCGCUGUGCGCCAAGAUGUUCAAAAACAAGUACGCCCUCAAGGACCACCAGCGCAUCUAUCACGGCGGCCUCAGCGAGCCGCCACCGCCGCCCCACUCCGCCUCGCUGCUGUCCCGCAUCCUGCAGGACCCCCGCCACUCCCAACCGCAGCCCCACGACCCCAGACAUCCGCCCCCCAUGGAACUCCAGCAGCCGCCCCUCAUGCCUCGCGAGCCCCACCUGCGGCGGCCCCUGGAACCACACGCCCAGCCGCUAGGGCGUCGUCAUCCCGAGGACGAGGACGUGGGCGGCGCAGGCACCUAUCCCGGCAUGGGCAUGGGCUCCUUGAUAUCACAGUCCCUGGCGCCCAGCAUGGUGGGCAGCCCGUCCUCCCUGGGGGCGCCGCGCCCAGAGUGGCCCACGCAGGACAACCCGCUGGCGCUUGUCAACCGCGCCUUCUUGUCAGAGCUGCACCAGCUGGUCACCAAGGCUGACUAGACGCCCGCCGGUCAUCACCCCGCCACGCCGCCGCGGUGACUGGGAUGCCGCCCCGCCGCACCCGCCUCUUGGGACUGGGAGCGGCGACAGCAGCCACAGCAGGAGCAGCCUGAGGCGGGUUGGUCACCUUAUCUCACUCUCGAUAGCUUUAACCUCCCAGGGGAGUCCCGGUGUUACCAAACGGGAGGAGCCCCACUGUCCUGUCCGCGCCCCGGGCGCCGGCGCGGCGGUGUGGUGGGCGGCGCGCCCCGGCACGGCCGCUGCCGCCGCGCGCCAGGCGUGGACGGGGCGGGGCAGUACAGUACUAGCAGUACUAGUAGUCGUUACCACGAUAGUCUCUCCAGUUGUGUGUUCAGCCGCACCGCAGCUACCCUGUACGUAGGCAGCCUAACACUGGACGCACACGCUUCCCUAACUCACGACUCAGCAGGAGGGGAGUGGGGGCAUUGACCUGACUCGGAUCUUUCAUUCCAGCAUCUUGACCUGUGAUGAGAGCGUGAUACCAGACACUUCAACAUUGGGGUUCUGAUUAAAUUUACGAUAUAUUGGAUUUAUUUAUGUCAAGCAGACGCCCAAAAUGUGCACUAUUGGCUGUGAUAGAAGUAAUGUUGAGCUGUGUGUGGACGUGUUGCCAGACGAGCCUGCGAGGAUCCUGCAGGAAGAUUCUGAAUCAGCAAUCAAUGUGUCCUAUGACUGCCUGAGCCGCGCGCCGCCCGCUGCCCCCAGGCCGGCCGUCUCCCCGCCCACGCGGUCUGCCCCGGCCCGUCCCGCCCGCCCCGGCGCCCGGUUCGCCUUGCCGCUGCUCCUCAGCCGCGUCUUGUUAAUGGUUUCAGCUUUUGUAUUCCAGAUAUAGUUCAUCAGUAUUUGCUCAGACGGUGGCCCAGGCACCGCCGCCCGCCGCCCACGCCCACGCCCACCGUCCCGCCGCGGCCGCGCUCGCCGCCUCCAUGACGCGGCCUCCGCAUGACACUUAAUGCCAUGCGUGUUCCUCGGCGCCCUCAUUCGAGACUCUUGCCUGUGUCGCGGCGCUGUGGCAGCUGGCCCCGCGCCUCCGCGUGGCGUGCCAGCCGCCACGGCGCCGCGUGUGCCGAGGGCCGCACGACAAGAGCUGUGCCUUGCGCUUGUGUAC